This is a messenger RNA of Nerophis lumbriciformis (worm pipefish), 852 nucleotides long. The record is from RefSeq and is a predicted model, not a curated record. Lineage: Eukaryota; Metazoa; Chordata; Actinopteri; Syngnathiformes; Syngnathidae.
AUGGAGGGCUUCCAGUCCGCCUGCCCUCCGCUCGUGCUGUGUGCCCCCGCAGCGGCUAUGGCUGCGGCCCCGGGGGGCGUCUGCUGGGCCAAGCGGGAGACUCGAUUCGUCACGCCGCGCGGCCUCAACUACCUGGAACUGUGCAAAGCCAUCCUGGCUCAGGCAGGGCCGGCCACCGUCACCUGUACCCGGGAGUGCGGCGUGCAGGUAAACGCCAAAGUAGACAAGACGGUGCAGUGCUCCCUGGGGCCCAAGACGCUGCUCGGCCAGGGGGAGGGCGACCGCCUCCAGUCUGAAGAAGAAGAGGAGGAGGAGGAGGAGGAGCUGUGCGUGGGCGGUCAGGCGUCCUGCACGCCGCCUCCGGUGAGCCAGUUCUUCCUCACCACCCGGCCGGUGUCCAUCUACUCGCGUGUUUUCGAUCGCCGCGAGUCACGUGAGAAGGCGGAGGUGCGGGAGCAGGAGGGAGAGGAAGGAGGCGAACAUCCAGAUGACGACCACAAGCCUCCGGUACAUCAAGACAACAAGGGCUCCAAUUUACAGUUUCUGGAGCAGAAGUACGGCUUCUUCCACUGCAAAAAGUGUAACAUCCGGUGGGAGAGUGCUUACGUGUGGUGCAUCUCUGGAACCAACAAGGUGUACUACAAGCAGCUCUGCCGGAAGUGUCAAGUUGGCUUCAACCCCUACAGAGUGGAAUCCAUUAUAUGCAAGGGCUGCUCGGAGACGUGCUGCAUCUGCGAGAAGAAGCAGAGGCACAUCAACAUGACCCGGCCUCACCGGCAGGAUCUGUGCUGCCGAUGUCGAGGCAUGAAGCUCUCCUGUGACGCCACCUACAGCUUCAAGUAUAUCUUUUGA